CCUCAGUCGUUACCCACCGGCCCUGGGGAUUGAACCGGCAACCUUCUGGUCACGAGUCCGACUCUCUAACCAUUAGGCCACGACUGCCCAAAUGGUGGCCGAUAUCCUGAAAUCCUUUCCAGAGACAGGCUCACUAAACCUGAACGAGCAGAACCCUAACGUACAGGACAUACUUGGAGAGCUACGCGAGAAAGUAAAUGAAUGUGAAGCGUCAGCCAUGUUGCCUCUGGAGUGUCAGUAUCUGAAUAAAAGUGCUUUGACUACACUGGUGGGGCCGCUCACUCCACCCAUUAAGCAUUUCCAGCUGAAGAGAAAACCCAAGAGUGCUACGCUCAGAGCUGAACUGCUGCAGAAAUCCACAGAGACGGCCCAGCAAUUAAAGAAGACAGCAGGAGUGCCGUUCCACUCCAAAGAAAGAGGGCUGGUGAAAAAGAUCGACACCACGAGUAAGACUCAUCUGACCUUCCCUUAAAUGUUUCCUCGUUUCUGUCUAUUCUAACAAAGCAACACACAAAAGUGGUAUUAAUCUCUCUGUCUGCUCUCACAGCGCCACUGAAGGGAAUUCCCAAAGCACCAUUCCGCAGCCCCACUACCCCAAGUAUGUUUAGCCCUCCCAGCAACAGAACUCCUAUCGCCCCUGCAUGUACACCCCUGCGCAAGGAGAGGGGA
Molecule: messenger RNA, 669 nt
Organism: Triplophysa rosa
Lineage: Eukaryota; Metazoa; Chordata; Actinopteri; Cypriniformes; Nemacheilidae
Product: negative elongation factor A-like
Exons: 3
Coding region: 92-472 (126 amino acids)
Biological process (GO): negative regulation of transcription elongation by RNA polymerase II
Cellular component (GO): NELF complex
Source: RefSeq, a predicted model, not a curated record